Molecule: messenger RNA, 7652 nt
Organism: Danio aesculapii
Lineage: Eukaryota; Metazoa; Chordata; Actinopteri; Cypriniformes; Danionidae
Product: death-associated protein kinase 2
Exons: 12
Coding region: 204-1289 (361 amino acids)
Biological process (GO): positive regulation of apoptotic process; protein phosphorylation; intracellular signal transduction
Cellular component (GO): nucleus; cytoplasm
Molecular function (GO): ATP binding; protein serine/threonine kinase activity
Source: RefSeq, a predicted model, not a curated record
CGUUUCCUCAUUUCAGUACGAGCGUCCGCAGCGAGCGGAGCUCCGGAGGAAACACCGACCACGGAUAAGACACGACGCUGCUUCAUGACAGAUCUGUGCCUGGUGUGGAUCUAAUGCUGAAACCAGUAUGAGCACUAUAUAGUAGUCUUUUCUUUGGACAUUCACAGACGGGGGACACAGAGAGACGCAGAGAGGCAGCAAGCAUGGCUGUCUUCAAGCUGGAUAAUGUUGAAGACCUUUAUGAGAUUGGAAAUGUGUUGGGAAGUGGUCACUUCGGGCAGGUGCGUGAGGUGCGGGAACGGGCCACGGAUGUUCUGUGGGCAGGGAAGUUCCUGAAGCUGAAGAAAGGUGCAGGAAGCCGGCUUGGGCUGGAGAGGAAGAGUGUGGAGAAGGAGGUGGAGAUCCUGCAGAGCCUUCAGCAUCAAAACAUCAUGGCUAUCAGAGACGUCUUCGAGAGCAGGGCCGAGGUCGUCCUCAUCGUUGAGCUCAUAAAGGGUGGCGAACUCUUUGAUUUCAUUGCUGAGAAAGAAAACCUGACGGAGACGGAGGCCAUUGAAUUUAUGAAGCAGAUUCUGGAUGGUGUAAACUACAUGCACCAAAAAAACAUUGCCCACUUUGACCUGAAGCCGGAGAAUAUCAUGCUGUCAGACAAGCACGAUCCUCAUCCAGACAUCAAGAUCAUUGAUUUUGGCAUGGCUCACCACUUCAUUCAAGGAGAGGAGUAUAAGAGUUUAGGUGGAACCCCUCAGUAUAUUGCGCCGGAGAUCAUCAACUAUGAACCUCUCGGUACGGCUGCAGACAUGUGGAGUAUUGGUGUCAUUACCUACAUUCUUUUGAGUGGCCUGUCACCAUUCCAAGGCGAGACUGAUGAAGAGACGCUGAGAAACAUUGUGUCAAUGAACUAUGAGUUUGAGCCUCAUUUCUUCAGCCAAACCACCAACAUGGCCAAAGACUUCAUCCAGAAACUACUAGUUAAAGACCAGAGUGAAAGAAUGACAGCAGAAGAGUGUCUCAUUCACCCCUGGAUUAAGCCUCUCAAUAGAACUCAGAUAGCGAAGAGGAACCGCUCCUCCAUCAACAUGAAGAACUUUAAGAAGUUCAACGCCAGGAGGAAAUGGAAGAUGUCCUUUAACAUGGUUUCGGCUUGUAACCGGUUUUGUCGACUGCAGAUACUGUGUAAAGCUCGUGGUCCAGAGCAACAAGAACUGAGAGACUGUGAGAGUGAUCAGGAGGACACGAGCACAAAACCAGCAUCUCUGUUACGCAGGCGGCUCAGUAGCAGCUCAUAAUUGUGACCUCUAGAGGGAGUCAGAAACACAAGCAUCUCCAUGUGAGGAUAAGGCAGCAGCAGCGCUCAUUCAACCCAACAGGGGGAGACCGGCCCAUCCACAGGCCAAAAACACAAGCGAUUGCUCAUAUCCAGUUACAGCGGAUGAGGUGAUCUGAAGGAGGAACGGGGAUCAUUGUGGCUUUCAAUUCUAAUAUGCAAGCAUGUUCAUAGUGUUCUACCUCUGACAGACUGAGUGUGACACCUCUACCUGAAGUGCUGUUGACAGAAUGGUCGGCUCUUGUGAAGGAUGUACCUACAAACAUUAAGUUCUCCUGUUUUUAGCUGUGGAUUUAUUUUUAGUGGGAUUACAACUUUAGUUUAGGGGUGCACUUAUAUAUUUAUGCCAUAUACAGUUUUAUUAUAAAAUGUAUGCAAGAUUAUUAGAAAUAAUUAGCCCUCCGGUGAAAUUUGUAUUCUUUUUUCAAAUAUUUCCCAAGUGAUGUUUAAUAGAGCAAGGAAAUCGUAUGGUGUUUCCUAUUAUAUUUUAAUUUUCUUUUGGCUGCAAUACAAAAUAUAUAUAGUAAUAUAAUUUUUAGAGGAUCCGGCCGAUGGUUGAACCUAGAAUCCAGGAGGAACAAUGCGGUUUUCGUCCAGGCCGUGGCACACUGGACCAGCUCUAUACCCUCACCAGGGUGCUCGAGGGUUCAUGGGAGUAUGCCCAACCAGUCCACAUGUGUUUUGUGGACUUGUAGAAGGCAUUCGACCAUGUCCCUCGUGGCAUUCUGUGGAGGGUGCUCUGGGAGUAUGGGGUCAAAGGCGCUUUGUUAAGGGCUGUCUCGUCCCUGUAUGAAAGAGUAGGAGUUUGGUUUGCAUUGCCGGCAAUAAGUCAAACUUGUUUCCAGUGCAUGUUGGACUCCGGCAGGGCUGCCCCUUGUCAACAAUUAUGUUCAUAGUUUUUAUGGACAGGAUUUUAAAGCACAGCCUUGUUGGCUUCAUCGAACAUGGACCUUCAGCAUGCACUGGGGCACUUUGCUGUCAAGUGUGACGUGGCUGGGAUGAGAAUCAGCACCUCCAAGUCCGAGGCCAUAGUGCUCCACUGGGAAAAGGGUGGUUUGCCAUCUCCAGGUUGGAGAAAAGUCCUUACCCCUUACCCCUGGGUGAAGGAGUUCAAGUAUCUUGGGGUUUUGGCUUGUUCCACCAGAAGGAGGCCUCGGGGAAGACCCAGGACACGCUGGAGGGACUAUGUCUCUAGGCUGGCCUGGGUAUGCCUCGGGAUCCCCCUGGAGGAGCUGGAGGAAGUGUCUGGGGAGAGGGACAGGAGUAGUCUCCUUAGACUGCUGCCCCCACGACCCGGCCCUGGAAAAGCAGUUGAAAAUGAUAUGACAUGACAUGACAUAUUGUUAGCUACAUUUUUCUGAUUGGCUACAUAAAAAGCCAUGGUUGUCCAAUGACUUAAAUACUUAAAAUAACUAGUACAAUAUUAUGUACUGUCAUCAUGGCAAAGACAAAAAAAUAUUAAUUAGAAUUUAGUUAAUAAAACUUUUAUGUUUAAAAAUGUGUUGGGAAAAAAUAUCCGUUAAACAGCACUUGCAAAAAUAAAUGAAACUGAAUGAAUGUUUCACAGGAGGAGUAAAAAUUUUGCAUAGAUAGAUAGAUAGAUAGAUAGAUAGAUAGAUAGAUAGAUAGAUAGAUAGAUAGAUAGAUAGAUAGAUAGAUAGAUAGAUAGAUAGAUAGAUAGAUAGAUAGAUAGAUAGAUAGAUAGAUAGAUAGAUAGAUAGAUAGAUAGAUAGAUAGAUAGAUAGAUAGUGCAUUUCAACAAAAGUAAAAAAUAUAUACCUUUAGUUAUGCUCAAAGACAAUGGCCUGUUUACACCUGGCUACACUCUCAGAAAUAAAGGUACAAAAUCUGUCACUGGGGCAAUAGUAUCUGGAUGCAGCCUUUAUGAUGCAUCUCUCAGCGAUGCAAUGUCAAACAUGACAGAUUUUGUACCUUUAUUUCUGAGUGUGUACUAUUUAGCAACUUUCAGUAGAAAGUUAACUCAUAUCCUGAUAUCAGACAUACAAAUCAUUUAUAUACAGAUGAAGUCAGAAUUAUUAGGCCCCCUUUGAAUUUUUUUUCUUUUUUAAAUAUUUCCUAAAUGAUGUUUAACAGAGCAAUGAAUUUUUCACAGUAUGUCUGAUAAUAUUUUUUCUUUUGGAGAAAGUCUUAUUUUUUUUAUUUCGACUAGAAUAAAAGCAGUUUUUAUUUUUUUAACACCAUUUUAAGGUCAAUAUUAUUAGCCUCUUUAAGCUAUUUUUUUUUCGAUAGUCUACAGAACAAACCAUCGUUAUACAAUAACUUUCCUAAUUACCUUAACCUGCCUAGUUAACCUAAUUAACCUAGCUAAGCCUUUAAAUGUCACUUUAAGCUGUUUAGAAGUGUCUUGAAAAAUAUCUAGUAAAAUAUUAUUUACUGUCAUCAUGGCAAAGAUAAAAUAAAUCAGUUAUUAGAAAUGAGUUAUUAAAACUAUUAUGUUUAGAAAUGUGUUGAAAAAAAAAAUCUUCUCUCCGUUAAACAGAAAUUGGGGAAAAAAAUAAACAGGGGGCUAAUAAUUCUGACUUUAACUGUACAUAGGUCUAAACUUUACUUUUGAAUCUUGAACCUCGUCAAGCACAGUGGAUGGUAGACUGAUGAGUGAGUUUAUACACUACAAAUGCCAUGUGGUCAUAUAUGCGUUUCUGACUACCUCUGUAAUGUGGUUUAAAAUGAUUGAAUAAUAAAACAUUUCAUAUUUCACUCAUGAAUGAAUUGAAUUGGAUCCUAAAGGAGCAGCACCCAAAGAUUUACUCACCAUUUACUGACACUCUAGUGUUUGUAACUGAAUUUCUUUCUUCCGUUAAAACCAAAACAAGAUACUCAGAAGAAUGUUGAAUAGAAAAGCAUUCAUUGAAAAUGCCAGUUUUUUUUCCAACGUUCUUUAGUAUACCUUCCUUUGUGUUUAACAGAAGAAAACUUAAAGGUGAGGAAAUGAUAACAGAAUUUAAAUUUUUGGGUGAACUAUUUCUUAUAAACCAGGUGUAAAUGGGUUAAAACCAAAAUUUAAGAAAGAUCUUUUGGCUAAGUGUCUUAAAGGGGUAGGUAGUUCACCCCAAAAUUAAAACUGUCAUUAUUUGUUCACCCUCAUGUCAUUCCAAACCUAUUAGAAAUCUGUUCAUCUUCCAAUCACAAAUGAAAAUAUUCACAUGGAUUAACAUUUAAGCAAUGUUUGGCUAAUGUUUACAGCAAUCUUUUGGCCACAGAAGCAGAAACAUGCUUGCUUUAUUCCAGAACCAAUAAGGUUUGUUUGAGCUUCUACAAAAACCAAUAAGGUUUGUGUUUGUACGUCAGGCAAGUAUGGUUAAACUUCUGUUUAUAUUUGCUGAUAAAUAUGUAAAUGUGUAUAAAAGUCUGCUUAUGUAAAUCAUAGAUAUGUUUUGAACCUGUAUGGCCAACUCAAUUCAUAUUUAGUUUUUUAAUUUAGGAACAUUAUAAAGAAUCUUUUAGUAGGAUGACCAGAUUUAAGGUCUAUUGUCCCUGACUGGAGUCAAGGCACAGUAUGUAAGAUUUUUACAAUUGAAUUAUCCAAAAACCACCAGAACAUUGUUAUAUAUAUUUGCUGUGUGUGUUGCGGGAGGAGUGGGGCACAUAACGGAUGAUGAUUGGCAUGUGUGUAGGAGUGGGACAACCACAUAACUGAUGAUGAUUGGCUAAAAAUGCAGGUGACAGGCAGAUGGAGCCACUUCUUUAAAGAAACUAAAACUUAAAAAUGUUAGCAAUGUUCUGACAUGGAGAAAUAAUCAAUAUUCGCAAAACCAGUCAAUCGUGUUAGCAUAUUUUAAUUAAGUACUUUGCAAUCACAUUUCCAAAUCAUCAGCUUGCUGUGAAUGAAGCCGGGAUCCGGCCAUACAUCAGCAGUGAGAGAAAACGCAUUAUUUAUUUUUUGACUUUUUAUGGCCAGUUGUUGUAAACAAAAAAUUCAAAACCAUCUAUUAUGCUUUAUUAUUCCACUAUAGAAAUGUUUAUAUUUACAAUAAAACAAUACAUUUGAUAAAUUGUCCCACAGCAACAAUUAAAUUGUAUAUUAUUAGUGUAAAAUGUUUGAUAAUAAUCAUUUAUUUACCCAGCAGGUACACAACAUCAUAAUAUGUUAAUAUUGGGUUAGAUUUAGGUCAUGACGUCAGCUGACCAAAAUCCAAUGUCUAGCUAGCGUCUAAGGACAACGUUAUUUUGACGUCCAAUAACAAUGUCAAAUUACGUUGAUAUUUGGUUGAUUUUAGGUUGUGUUGGAAAGCGACCAAAAUCCAACGUCUGAUAGAUGUCAUGGUGGUAACGUCAACACAACGUCAAGGUGUAACAUGAUUAGACGUUGAUAUUUGGUUGAUUUUAGCAUGUGUUGGAAAGUGACCAAAAUCCAACAUCUGAUAGAUGUCAUGGUGGUAACGUUUACACAACAUCAAGGUGUAAAAUGAUUAGACGUUGAUAUUUGGUUGAUUUUAGGUUGGACAUUGGACAUUGAUGUUGGGUUCUGACAUCAAACCGAUUUUCAUUUCCAAACAAAAUCCAAUGUCACCACAACGUUGGGAUACAUUCAGUUACAACGUCAAUAUGACGUCAUGUUGACGUCCUGUGCCCGCAGGGUAAUUUAGCGUCCAUUUUAUAAGACAAAUAGUAAUUUGUUGGACACUUUUCUUUUAAAAGUAACUCAAUAGUUAUUUUCCCUGGUACUUAGUUACUUUUAUAAUGGUGAGUCCUAUAGGAUGCAACAAAGACCACAACUCCCAUGAUUCCACACUAAAGGCUGAUUUAUACUUCUACGCCGUGUCAUAGGCAUGACCCAUGGCGCCUGCCUUGUGCAUAGCCGUGCAUUUAUAGUUCUGCAUGCUGUUUGUGUUGCUUUGCAAUAACGCUUCUGAAACGCUAGCUGGCAUUAGGUUAUGUUAUGUUCCUCUGUGUCGAGUUUCUUCGUGAGUAUUUUGUUUUUUCUGAGUGCUAGAAGUAGCUAAAACUUGCUCAUUCAGAGGUGGGACGUGAAACAACAUCAUCAAAAUAUGCCUGUUUGUUUGCUCCCUCUAGUGGUGAAAAUUACAUACUGUGUCUUUAAUUUAAAAAAUUACCAUUUUUAAAACUUAUAGAAUAAUCAUAAGUGAUAUUUUAAUUUGAUUUUGAACAUUGAAAUAGAAAAUUUACCCGUUUUUACAAUAAUUUUAGGUGACAGAUAUUGAGUGAUUAAAAACCUCUUAGACUCGAUUAGAAAAAAAAGUCAUUUUUGUUAUGAAGAUGAACAAUUGUCGGAUAUGUUUGGAAGUACAUGAAGGUGAGUUAAUGAUAAAGUAAAUUCAAACUAUGAUCUACUUUUAACCAAUAUUUUUUCUAUUAGAGACCCAACCAUAUUCAUAUUGUUAUUGGUGGAUUCAUCCAGUUGCCUUUCAUUAGUUUGACUCAACUGUAGUUCAAAUUUUGUGCAAUAUUUUGUGUUUAAUAUCUAGUCAGGCAUCUUCAGUACGGUCAUCUCCGGGCAAUGAUGGUUGCUGUUAUAAAUUGCGUUUGACGUGUAAAGCAGUUAACUGCUUUACAACUUCUCGACUUUACUCUGUCAUGUUUGAGCAACAGAGAUUUCACGUGAAGAGCCGCUUUAUAUGUACUUGAAUGGUGUCACGCAGUGUUGAGCAAACUUAUAAAAUGCUGCUUGAAUUAUUCUAGACACUAAAUAUUGCCUUUACUGUCAAACUAUAUUAAGUUAACUGUUGAAAGUGCUGAACAUAUUUAAUGUAAAAAAAUAUACCAACAACAUUUUUUUUCCCUAAACAAUAUCGGUCUUCCUUGUAGGUUUAAAGUCUUCCAUUAUCCAGACAUUACAACAUUUUACCUUCUUACACUGUUGCCUAUAUUCAAUUUGUAAUGUGAAUACCGCACAAAUUCUAUAUUGUUGUCAUGAUAUAUUUUGUAUACUAUAUUAAACUAUAGACUUGCAAGAAUGUUACCGUGUUUUCUGUUAUGUAACUUUUGGCUGGGUUGUAAUUCGCUAACAUCACAAUUUAAUGUAUCACAUGUGUCAACAGAUAACUGGUUUAUUUAUGUUUUUGAAUAGAGCAUGUCAGAUUAGUGAGUGUGUUUUUAUCUGAAUGAGGCGACGUUCUCGCUGUAUCAGAUUUUAUUAUGCAGUAUUUGUGUGUCCCAUUUGCUUGUGUGUUUGCAAAUGUUUAAUAAUUUUUGUGUGUGUGUGUUAUUUGAUGCUGUUGUCUUUUAAAAAUGUCAUUUGGUAAUUCGCUGCAUGCGGUUUUUAUACUUUGUGUGAUGUCAGGUAUGUCUUGGUUUACUUUAUUCUGCUUGGUGUAAAUAAAAAGCAGUUUGUCCUUUAAUUAAA